AACACGCAGAAAGGGGGCGGGGCGUCUCUGCCACGUAGAUGCCUAACUGUGCUUGAUUCUAUCGGUUUACUUUCGGACUUUUGGGUAUUAAGGAGCCGCGUUUUCAUACAUGUUGCUGUCCGUGUUGAGCUGGUGGUGCAGCUGGCUGUUGGUGUCCGUCAGCGGGGCGGGAGCGCCCGAAGCGGAGAUGAAAAUGGAAGUUCUGCACAAACCUUUCAUCUGUCACCGGAAGUCCAAAAACGGAGACCUUCUCCUUCUGCACCAUGAAGCAUACUUUGAGAACGGGACGUUGUUGCUCUCCAGUCGAACUAUUGGUGACAAACAGCCAGUGUGGUUCACGCUGGGCAUCAAAGAAGGAAUAAAAGGCUGGGAUCUGGGCCUGAGGGACAUGUGCGCUGGAGAGCAGAGGAAGCUGGUAAUCCCACCAUCUCUGGCCUAUGGGGAGGAAGGGAAAGGUAAAAUUCCUCCAAAGACUACGCUGACUUUCAAAAUAGAACUGGUUGAAAUCAGAAAUGGACCAAGAUCGCACGAGUCCUUCCAAGAGAUGGACCUGAACGAUGACUGGAGACUCUCCAAACAUGAGGUUAAAGAAUAUCUGAAGAAGGAGUUUGAGCGUCAUGGCCACCCUCCCAAUGAUACUCUUCAUGAAGAGAUGGCCAAUGACAUUUUCAUCAGAGAGGAUAAGAACAAGGAUGGCUUUAUAUCCUCCAGAGAAUUCACAUACAAACAUGAUGAACUGUAAAGAAUGAGUGUGUGACGCUGGCUGUACAGUUACGUUUUUCAAGAUUUGUUUUUGGUCUCUACUAAUACUCCAGAGUCACACUUAAAUGAAUGUGAUUGAAAUAUUAGUACAUCAUUUGUAUUAUCUGCGGAUGUCCAUGCAUUAUUAAUGCCAGUGCAACCUGUUAAAUCUUUUGUUAAAAAAACUUGCUACUAAAAAUGUUAAAAGCUUU
Molecule: messenger RNA, 953 nt
Organism: Oryzias latipes (Japanese medaka)
Lineage: Eukaryota; Metazoa; Chordata; Actinopteri; Beloniformes; Adrianichthyidae
Product: peptidyl-prolyl cis-trans isomerase FKBP14
Molecular function (GO): calcium ion binding; peptidyl-prolyl cis-trans isomerase activity
Source: RefSeq, a predicted model, not a curated record